This is a messenger RNA of Oncorhynchus tshawytscha (Chinook salmon), 2901 nucleotides long. RefSeq names its product protein Dr1. The record is from RefSeq and is a predicted model, not a curated record. Gene Ontology annotation, biological process: chromatin remodeling; RNA polymerase II preinitiation complex assembly; positive regulation of transcription by RNA polymerase II. Gene Ontology annotation, cellular component: negative cofactor 2 complex. Gene Ontology annotation, molecular function: TBP-class protein binding; protein heterodimerization activity; general transcription initiation factor activity. Bases 619 to 1149 code for a protein of 176 amino acids. The transcript is spliced from 3 exons. NCBI's taxonomy places the organism in Eukaryota, Metazoa, Chordata, Actinopteri, Salmoniformes, Salmonidae.
UACCGGAUAUGGAUUUUGUUCGCGUGGAGUCGUUUCCGGAGACAUUUCACUGCUGAUGAAGCAGACAUAAGAUAAUAAAUUAAUUAAAGUAUUUAAUUCGGGCGAUAAAGGAACAGCAAUUAUCUUUCAGUGGAUACAAUAUUUUGUUUGACAUUUUUGGGGGGGAUCAGCACUGCGUUACGAAAUGAUCCCAACGAAACGCUUGCUAGCGUAGCUAUGUCCUCAAAAGCCGCUGCAAAGCAAUGUUGUUGCUAGCUAACGACGUUGCGAGAGGGACCAUAGCUAACGUAACUCGAUAGCUAGUUUUCUCCUCGCCAUCAUAUUUAUGUUGACUUUUCCGUUACAUCCAACGCCUCUGCAGUAGCAUUAUGGUGUGCUGUGUCAAUGGGCAUUUGUCUUGUAACUAUCUAGUUUACUAUACAUAGAAAACGUUGUUUAGUUUAAUAACUUUUCGAAACCAACUACUCCGAGUUCGGCUAACUAGCUAACGUUAGCUUCUAACUCACGACAUUGUUCAACGCAAAGACCGCUACGAAACCCUACUAUCAACGCAAGGCUUUCUUCCAGUUUCGUUUGUACUACGUUAACUUGACAAGCUUGCUAGUUGUCUGGAAUACGAUGGCUUCUUCGUCGGGAAACGAUGACGACCUCACUAUUCCCAGGGCAGCUAUCAACAAAAUGAUCAAAGAAACUUUGCCCAACGUACGGGUUGCCAACGAUGCGAGAGAACUUGUUGUGAACUGUUGCACAGAGUUCAUACAUCUAAUUUCAUCAGAGGCGAAUGAAAUAUGUAACAAGUCUGAAAAGAAGACUAUAUCUCCUGAACAUGUUAUUAAUGCACUUGAAAGCCUGGGUUUUGCGUCGUACAUCACAGAGGUGAAGGAUGUCUUGCAGGAAUGUAAAACUGUAGCACUUAAGAGGAGAAAGGCCAGCUCUCGCCUGGAAAAUCUGGGUAUACCAGAGGAAGAGCUCCUUAGACAACAACAGGAACUCUUUGCAAAGGCACGGCAACAGCAAGCAGAGCUAGCCCAGCAGGAGUGGCUCCAGAUGCAGCAGGCUGCCCAGCAGGCCCAGUUGGCUGCAGCAUCUGCCAGUGCUGGGCAGCAGGCUGGCUCCUCACUGGACGAGGAUGACGAGGAUGACAUGUGAUGAUGAUGACCCCUGGGGCCUGGAAUUUGGGCAACAACAAGAAGGCAGGGUCAUCUUCAUAAGGGCACACCUUAGCAAAACAAUUUUGCAAUGGAUACUGAAAGCAAGCGUUUCUUAUUGGAUCACUACAGAUAGUAGGCUACCACCCUGUUCCGGGCUGUUUUCUCCCUGUUUCGUGCCUAUUGAACACGACCCAGGCCAUAUCCCUUUUCUUUGGACAGUGUCAGCAAGCAGCCCUCUCUCUUCCAACGCUCUCAUUGGUAGAGAUCUGAGCUAUGUAGAGGCAUAAUGCGCGCAAUCCCACCAGUCCAGUAUCAGGCGUACAUGUUGUUAUGGACAGUUUCAAGCUAUAUAGAUAGACAUAUUUUUUUUUAAAUUUGACACGCAAUCCCACCAGUCCAGUAUCAGGCGUACAUGUUGUUAUGGACAGUUUCAAGCUAUAUAGAUAGACAUAUUUUUUUUAAAAUUUGACAGUAGUAUCUGAAAAUGCACUUAUUUGGAUAAAGAUGCAUUUUCAAGCAUUACCUCCACUCAGCUGAAAUUUUAUUUUUGCCAAUCACAAAUCAAAUGUUAACUCUGUCAUGGAAUUGUCAUGUGCUGUGUGAUUUGGAGAUUAUUGUUGGAUGCAAGGUAGAAUGGACAAUGCUGAAGGUAGAAAGUGUAUUGGGAAAAAAGUAUCAUGGUUUUGGCUAUGUUGAGAAAAGAACAUUAGUACAGUUCAGGUACUGCUCCUUUAGAUUGUUUCUACUAGAUUAUUUGGGGGUUCAGGAGAACAGCUCCUCUUUGCCAAAGGUGGGCUUUACUUAUUCCUCCUACCUGUUUGUGGUCCUUUUUUGGUAGUAGUUUUGACAUGAAUAGUUCCUUACCCCCUUCUUUGUAUGUUUGUUUAACAGGACGGAUGUGUCUAAAACAGCACCCUAUGUCCUAUAUAGUGCAUUACAUUUGACCAGAACCCUAUAGGCCCUGGUCAAGUAUUGCACUAUAAGGGGAAUAGGGUGCCAUUUGGGAUGCACAAAAUAUUUCUGAAACACUUAGGGGGGUUGUGACUGUAUUUGAUUUGUAAAAUUGGGUUUGAAAAUGCUUUUUGUUUUAUUUUAGCUCAGUCGUUAUCAAAGUAGGUUGAUGCUUUUUUUCUUAUGUUCACCUACAGUAUUGCUAAUUGAUUAGCUACUCAUUUCAGAAUAUUUUUUGACUCAUAGAACCAAAUAUAUAGCCUGCAUCCCAAAUGGCACCCUCUUUCCUAUGUAGUGCAAUACUUUUUUACCAGAACCUAAUUGGCCUUGGUCAUAGUGCACUAUAUAUGGAAUAGGGUGCAAUGUGGGACACAACUUAACAACCCUGAGCAUAUGAGAUGAGGCCAAGGUGUAUGUUCCAUGUGUAGAACAAAGAGACUUGGAUGCAGUGUGCACUCAGGUUACUGUUCACAAUGCUGAUGGUAACUUUCACUUUGUAAAAAUGCUUUAUCUUGGCUUAAUCUGUUUUGUUGCAUCCCAAAUGGCAGCCUAUUUCCUUUAGUGCAUAUGCAUACUUUAGUUCUAGUCAAAAGUAGUGCACCAUGUAGGGAAUAGGGUGCCAUUUGGGGUGUACUCCUUUUUUUUCUCCAGUGUGGAAGGAAAAAGUUUCAUUGUGAAUGUGUGGUGAAUUGUUUAAAAAUGUAAAGAUUGGUAACCUCUAGGUGUGAUACACAUUCACAUGCCUUCUAUAAAGUUGUAUUCUUUAAGCAAUAAAGUUAACAUGUUUUAUAGAGACCAA